AUGGGCUAUCGAAAAAAUGAAAUGAUUGAAAUACCAUUUUGCAAUAGCAGUGAACAAUUAUAUGAAGAAUUGUCAGAUUAUUUAAAAUCUAAACGAUCUAAAUUUAAAAUUACGAAUCUUCAUGAAAUUACAACUCUUCAUGAACAUGAAGGAAUCAAAAGUGCAUUCAAUGCCGUAAAAAUUAAUCUAUCUCCCAAUCAUGCCUAUAUUUUAUUGCUUGGCUUAUCAGGUUCAGGAAAGUCUUCAACAAUUAAUUCUUUAUUUGAUAAAAUUAUUGCUGUUACUGGAAAUGUAAUAUCUCAAACAAAAGAAACUACCGAAUUCAAGGCAGAAAUUAAUGAUUCACGUUUAGGGAUCAAAAAUCUAGGAAUAAGUAUCAUUGAUGGUCCAGGUUUAGAAGACUCAAAAGGGAUUGAAGAAGAUGCAAAAAAUAUCUUAUGUUACAAACGGUUUUUGGAAACACAUCCUCAACUGGCAUCAGUCAGGCCAAAUGUUAUUAUGAUAGUUGUAAAUAUUACCGAUAAUCGUUUUGGUGAUUCGGAAAAUGUAGAAACACCUUUUGUGAGAAUGUUAAAAGGAAUUAAAUAUGGUCUUGCUGAAAAAAUUUUAGAUCAUGAGCGACCAUCGGUGAUUUUUGUAUUGACACAUCUUAAAAGCAUUCCCCCUAAAAAAUCAAAAGAACUUGUAUCCACUAAAACAGCAUUGAUAAAAGAAAUGUCUGCCAACAUUUUAGGAAUCAUUGACCCACCUGUUGUCACUAUUGAAAAUUGUCCAGAUGACUGGGAGGUAGAACGUAAAGAUGAUUGGUAUAUACUAGACAAUGAUGAAGAACAUCCGCUCAAUUUGUUCAAUACAUUGAUUAAUAUUUGCAAAAAUUCGACAGAUUAUAUUGGGCAAGAAGCAAUUUCUUUGUAUUUUUCCAGUGCUUCUCAAAGUGAGGUUAAAAUUGGUCAUAAAUUUUCUGUAAAAGAAUUAAAUAAAGACGAUGAUGAUAGCAUAAAAUCUAUAACAACAAAAUUAUCAGAAAUUAAAUUAGGUAUGGAGAAUUCUGGAUUAAGACGAAUUAUAGAAGACAAAUUCUCAUUAUUAUCUACGGAAAUGCAAAAUGAAUUAGGUAGUAGAGUACCAGUUGAGAUUGCAAGCUUUCUUCAGGCAAAUAAAAUAACAACGGUUCAGGAAAUCCCGAAUGGUGAUGAAUUUUUGGAACUCUAUGCAAAUUACCCUCGACCUUCUAUAAAUCUAUUAAAUUUUCUGAAACAAGCCCUUGAUCGGGAAAUAACAGAAAUCCUUGUUGAUCCAGAGGUUGGCAAGUGCUACAAUGUCUUCAAAGAUAGUACUAUUGGCACUUCUGUGUUCCAGAUCGGUGACUAUGUGAUGUCCUCUACAGGUUUUAAAGUCCCUCGCGAAGUUGAUAUUUACGAAACAAAUGGGACUUUAACUCGAAGUGAACAGUUUGAAAAUAAGCAAGAUUAUAUCCAUAAAAGAUUACUCGAUCUUGGUUUUUUUAUAGACUUACCAAUUGCUUAUGUAAAUUCUAACUUGCAUCAUGGAUAUUCAAUUGGAUCAUCGACAAAUAAUUCAGAUCAUGAAACGGAACAAACAUUUUUAAUUGAACGUCAAUGUUUUAAGUUUACAUUGAAUAUUGAUAAACUUCAGUUGUCUCAAACUUUUAAAGAUGAUGUAGAUAAUCUUCCUCCUAAAUACGAUAAAAAUGAUGAAAAUAAUGUUAACAUGUGGAAAAGUUUCUUUGAAAAAAAUGGAACUCAUGUGGUUAAAUCUGCUUGGGUUGGUGGCUCCGUAACUAUCAAAGUUGCUUCAUCUGGUAUAAAUUCACAAAACAAUGAACUCAUCAUAGCUGGAAUUCAAGCUCGUAUUUUCAAUUCUCAGAUACAAUUCAAAUUUUAUAAUGAAAUUGAAGAAUCUAAAAAUUUUGAACAGGCAAUAAACACAGCUAGAUUGGAAAUGCGUGGUGGAGAUCCCAAAUAUCAUGUUACGACACUUCAAAAUUUAAAUAGUGAAAAAUGGUUCAAUUCUAUCAAAGUGAAACCAGUUGUUUUAAAUACCAAAUUUGAACUUAUUCCAAUUAACAUUGUUGCUGGAAAACACAAUAGUAACAUCCAAGAUCAGAUGGCUGUUGCCAUUAAGGAUUUUGUUGGAGGCGAUUUGAUUUGUAUCAAAUCAGAUGCAAUUUCAGAAAAACAAGAAUCACAUCUCAUCGCAAGUCGUAUAGACGCAACUAAUAGUUCAGCACCAAAUCUAGACAAGGGAACAUGUCUUCGAUCAGGUACUUUGAUAUCAAUGGCUAAUGGUACAAAGGUCUCUGUCGAAAAACUCAAUCCAGGAGACAUGGUUGUGGGUAAGAAUGGAGUACCAUGCCAUGUUCUUGGAAGAAAUGACGUACUGUUAGGAAAUAGAUCUUUAUACGGCUUUUGUCCAGAUAAAACUUUCUUUACAUCUGAGCACCUUUUUGCUACACAAAAUGAUGAAUGGAUGUGUAUUGAUCCAGAUCUUUCUUGCCUGAUGAAUCCUCUGAAUAGUACAAAAAAAAUUCAUAGAAUGCAAAAUCAAAAUAAUAUUCUUCGAUGGAAUGGAAAAACCACUGAUUUAGAACCAUUUAAAGUAUUUAAAUCUACAGAGAAAUUUUCACCUACUAUGAAAGUUCACUGCUUACUAGUAACAGGUGGUGUUUAUGUAGCAAAUGGAUAUGUUACUCAUGAUAGUAUGCCAGACUUGUUAGCAUGGCCGGCUGUAUCAAUUUGUUUGGCUUCGUUGACAUUUUCCGAGAGUGUACGUCAACUCCAAGAAUGUUUUCCUACAAUAGAUUCUCUCGAUGAUGCGGAGUGCAUCCGGGAACUCUCUUAUCAAAUUUCUACAGAAUGGAAAAAAAUAAUCGAAAUACCAAAUUCUUGUAUAAAUUUCGAUGAUGUUGAAAAAGCCAUUAAACUAUCAACCGAAAAAUUCAAACAUUUAAUCUAUGGCGAUCAGAAUUUUCUUCAAGAAAUUCUUAGUAAGCCUGUAUUUACUUUCCUGUCACAAAAUCUCUUUAUUCUUUGUGGUGAAGCUUUACAUGAAUCACUUAAUGAGCUCUUUCAAAAUGAUGAUGAUGAAUUUUAUUGUAAAGCAACCUUGCUCUUUAGAAUUGCGGAUUAUCUUAUAACACUUCAUGUGAAAAAAUUUUUUAAAUAA
Cetraspora pellucida is the source of this 3186-nucleotide messenger RNA. The record is from the annotation of a GenBank genome assembly. NCBI's taxonomy places the organism in Eukaryota, Fungi, Glomeromycota, Glomeromycetes, Diversisporales, Gigasporaceae.